CACUUCCGCCUAUUCCAAAAGCUCGCAGACAUCGCGGCGGCGGCGCAGAGAGGGAGAAAGUUUCCGAGAUUUUCACGCUGCAGAGACUUUUCUGUUACAGAAACUCACUGGAGGGCUUUUCUAAUCUGCGAAUAUUUGUAUAGAAGACGCCAAGAAGACGGGCGACUGCUCCUCUCUCUAUUUUUACUUCGGAGUCAACAACAAACAGUCAACACAGCAAAAGAGAACGUGUAAGUGAAAGUGAAACCUAUGAAACUUUGGCCAUCUGAUGGCUACGGCUGGUCAAGUUCCCACAGAUGGGGUGAACCCGACAGAUGUGUUUAUUCUGUUUUGGAGGAGGAGGUUGUUUCCUCGGAGAGGAACGACUGGAACUGGUAGGAUGGCGUCUUUAGAAGGCCUGGGCUCCCCAAGUUCAUCACAGACCAAUAAGAAAACUAUUGGUCAUCGUGGGAUUGAUCCUACAGGGGAGACUACAUACAAAAAGACCACGUCGUCCGCCCUGAAAGGUGCCAUCCAGCUAGGCAUCACGCAUACUGUGGGCAGCUUAAGUCAGAAACCAGAGAGAGAUGUGCUCAUGCAGGACUUUGAAGUAGUGGAGAGCAUAUUCUUUCCCAGCGAGGGCAGUAAUUUGACCCCAGGCCACCACCAUGGCGACUUCAGGUUUAAAACCUAUGCUCCAAUCGCCUUCCGCUACUUCAGAGAGAUGUUUGGGAUUCGACCUGAUGACUACCUGUAUUCUCUUUGUAAUGAGCCGCUGAUAGAGUUGUCGAACUCUGGGGCGAGUGGCUCUCUGUUCUAUGUCUCCAGUGAUGACGAGUUCAUCAUUAAAACGGUCCAGCACAAGGAGGCAGAGUUCCUGCAGAAGCUGUUGCCUGGGUACUUCAUGAACCUGAACCAGAACAAGCGGACGCUGCUUCCAAAGUUUUAUGGGCUCUACUGCGUUCAGUCUGGAGGAAAGAACAUACGCAUUGUGGUUAUGAACAACUUGCUCCCCCGCGCCGUCCCCAUGCAUUUAAAAUAUGACCUGAAGGGCUCUACGUAUAAGCGUCGGGCCUCGCCUAAGGAGCGCACCAAAAGCCUGCCCACCUGCAAAGACCUGGACUUCAUACAGGACCUCCCCGAUGGUCUGCAGCUGGAGAAUGACCACUACAACGCACUCUGCAAAACCAUCCAGCGAGACUGUCUGUUGCUGCAGAGUUUCAAGAUCAUGGACUACAGUUUACUCGUGGGGGUUCACAAUGUAGAACGGGCUGGAGAAGAGGCGUCCACAGCAGUGUCUGACCAUAGAAGGGCUCAGGGCCAGAAGGCCCUGUACUGUACAGCCAUGGAGGCAAUCCAGGGGGAGGCCAAGGGGAAAACUCCACCACAGUCCAAUGAGAGCUUGGGGGGAAUCCCAGCACGCAACUCAAAAGGGGAGAGGCUACUGAUCUUUAUUGGCAUUAUUGACAUCCUGCAGUCCUACAGGUUGGUGAAGAAAUUGGAGCACUCGUGGAAAGCCUUAGUACAUGAUGGGGACACAGUGUCGGUACACAGGCCUGGCUUCUAUGCAGACCGCUUCCAGAAGUUCAUGUGCAACACUGUGUUCAGGAAAAUGUCAUUAAAAACAUCCCCUUCUAAGAAGACUCGAGCAGGUGUGGUGUCUGCUGUGCGGAAGGCCAACACUGCCGUAUCUGGACAAAGUCAUCAGCCUCAGCCAUCGGCUACACCAUCAUCAGCUAACGUGACGCAGACAAAUGCAGAACAAACCCAUCCAGACCAGGACACGACCCAGCUAUCCAACAGCAGUGCUAUCUCCCUCACUUCAGAGAAACCAGGAGAUGGAGAUAUGCAGCCCCGCCCUGACCUGCUCCCAAGACUUCUUACUCAAGAUGAUGUCACAAGCAACUCAGCUGACACAACACACUCAACAUUUUCUCUAGGAAGCCUUGAACCUGCACCCAGCACUCCAGUCUUGAGAGAGGAAGAGCAGAAGCCCUGCAGUGCAGAUCAGAGCCAGAGUGUUCAAGAAAACACUGUAUCUGCCCAGUCGUUAGAGGAGAGUCUGAAUGUUGAGGUCAUCUCUCUCAGCGAUGUAAUCCCUCAGACUGGCAGCUGUUACUGAUACAAUGGUUGAAGGAGGAGAGACAGACUAAAGCCUGUGGGUGGACAUCGAGAGAAGCUGAUCAGGAAGGAAGAGAAAAAAGUCAAAGUAAGGUGGAAGCAGAAAGCAUGCUACUCUGCUGCAGUGUUAGAAAAGGGAAGCAAAAAGAAGAGACUCCAAAAGGGCAAACCACAGAAAAGACUGUAAAUACAAAGACCUUUUAUGGAUGAUUACCACAUCCAGGGUCGCUGCUAAAGAGACAUUGUCAGUAGGAAGAUGCCAGUGUUGCACAUCGGGAGUUCCAAACCACUGUUCUUACAGCAUUCAAACAUGACAACAGUGCCUUAAUCAUACAGUGUGCCUGCAGUGACAGCUCACAGGAACAAGAAUAUUUUACAGUAGAAGGAUCUUCUUUUACAAGGAUCUUUAGUAAACCAAAAUGUUUUUUGUUUUUUUAAACCAGAGACUGUUUACCAAUGAGACAGACAAAAUCAGUGCUGAGAAACAUAGACACUUGCAUGACCAAGGAGGUGCAUACUUAACGCACAGGUCGAAUCAAAAGGUGUCUGUUGUUGGGGUGAGGGGGAAGUAGUUGAACAACUGUAGUUGAUGUUGCUAUUAAAAGUUGAAAUAACCUUAGCCUCAGCUUUGUAAACAGUUGUUGCAGAUAAGUUUCAUGCAUCAUUGAUAAUAUUGUGAAUAUGCAUCAGGGCUGUCUGAUGAUGGGGGUUUCAGAGAUUAAAGAACCUGCAUGUUGAUUUAUUCAUGUAAUAUUAAAGUAUGUUUUAAAGUGCCAAGGCAGAGUUGAAUAAACUGGCAGGGCAGGAUAGUUUUAAUACUACAACAAACAAGGCUUUUGAAAAACUCUGUACAUUAGCCACUGCAAAAUUUUAGCCAGAGAUGUUUAAAAGUUGCUUCAUGCAAGUCCUAGUCAAGGUUUCUUAUAACUAGGUUUAGGACCAGAGGGAGUUUUAUUUUAUUAUAAUUAUUAUUUUUUUAUCUUUCAAAAAUUCAAUGUCUGGGUAGUCAGUGCAGUACUUGGUAUUUACGGUUUAAGUUAAAAAAAUAAUUAAAAAAAAAGCCAAGACUGCCUAUGAGAAAAAGAAAUAAAAAGCAUUUUGCAUUGUGGCAGUGACUACAGUUGCCAAGGUAAUUAACUACAAUACUCAUAAUGCAAUGUCCUCAAACCCCAACACUGCACAUGACCAUAGUAAAACUAAAAGGUAAAUUUCACACAGAUUAGCAGUCUUAAUUCAGUCAGCUUUGUUCGUACUUUCCCCCCAUUUGGCUGAAAUUUCUUGAGUCCCUAGUCUAGAGUUCGAGGCGAGUCGUGAGUCAUUUAAGCACGUCGGAGACGAGUUAUCAAUUAGGUCUCGAGUUAAAGUUGCUUACUAGAGUCCCCAUCUCAGUUCUAUCUCAUGUAAAUUUCACACUAGUCCAGAUUGUCUGUGUAAGAGAUGAAGACAGAAGUUAAUGUGUGUGCCGUUUAAUAAAGCUGAAGAGUAGAGUUGAACUGAUUGGUAGAAUGUACUGAUGUCAAAUAUAGUCCUAUUCCAGUGCCUGCAGGCUUGCUAUUAAAGAGAAAACAUACAGCAUGUUUACUGUACCUUUCACUAUAUUAUUCAUUUAGAUAGCUUGAGAAAAUUGGUGCUUUGCUGGCAGUUAACUUCAGCUUUCUGUUAUUUAUUAUCUGGAUGAUUUUGCUUAAAAAAAAGAUAUAAAACCAAAGGGUUGCUGACGUUUGAGUAAAUGGGGUGAGUGAGAGAUCACAUAUAUCUUUGCUGGUAUUUCCACUAUACAAUAUAUAGCUCAGUAUUGUACAUUUAUAGUUUCUAAACUAUACUUAUUACUUUAUUCUAAGCUUCUCAAUUAGUACAAUCCAACAGAUAAUAGAAAAAAAGUGUGCUGGAAUGUGAUGAUGACGAUGAUUUUGCGAAAAACCUUUGUGAACACUAGAUGGCAGUACACUGAUUUUGUUAUUUUGACUUGGUGACUUUGAUUAAUAAGUGUUGAGCACAACUGAAGACUAACAAAAUGUAAAGGGCCCAUAUCAUGGAAAAACAAAUUUUUGUAGCCUUUCUUUUGAUGUAGUUUGUAGUUUUUUUUUAUGUAGUUCGAUAUAAAUACUGUUGAUGUUCCAAUAUGUAUUAUUCACUCUCCACUCCAUACAGUCCAAAGCAUGUAAACUAAGCUGGUUUUUGUGAUGUGACAAAAACCAAUGCAUUUGCAUCUUAAGCCCUGCCCAUUCACACUGAAGUUAUAAGGAGUGUUUCAGCCUGGACUAACUCAUUUAUCUGUCUUAAAGGCACAGCAAACACACACAAACAAAAAAAAAUCUGGAGUAGAGGUCAGAAAAGGUCAUAUAAAAUUUAAUUAUGACAAUACAAACAUGCACAAAUGUCUUACGUGGACUUCGGAGGGAGGGAUGCAGGAUAUGGGCCUUUUAAACUUAGCUGUGAAAUGUGCAUCAAAAAAUUAGUACUGUCUGAUUGAUAUGUUAAAAAAAAGGCAAAUAUGUUUGUAAUAUGCUAGAAUUGUGGGAGAACUGGAGAACGUUUCUGGAGAACGUUUCUUAGCCACAUUAGCACAGACUUUUCUGCCACAACACAAAAGCAUAUUUGAUCUGUAUAGUUAAAGUUCUCAGCUUUGCCACGGUUCUUUUAACCUACAGUUGCCUUACACAUGAGUAUUUAAUAUGUUUAUACAGUGGUGAAUCGCAGUCAAGAGGCAUUGGAGGCAAAAAACAAGUCUUCUGCAAUGAAAAUGAGAACAUUCCCAUAUGUAUUUCUAUGGUAAUAUGUGUAUUGGAGCUGCCUCUUUUGCUGGAACGUAAGAGCUCAAUGUGACGGCUAGCAUGAAGACAGUUAAAGGAAGCAAGCCUGUACACAUAACUAUUUAUUUAUAAGUGUAAUUUAUUUCUUUACGUUUCCAAACGUGUAUUAUGUCGUAUGCCUGGGGUUUAUGCAAUAUAUAGUAUAAGAAUGCCGGUCUAUGUUUCCGGGUUGUAACGUCUGCAAAACCUGUCAAUGAAUGGUGUCAUGGACCGUGAGACUGUAAGUGUGGGCAGCUCAGCCUGGCAUCUCUCGAAGUCUGUGAGAACACCUGUUUCAGGAUACUAAGAUACUUGGAGCUUGCUCUGCUGGACAUGCUGGAGUUGACCUUCUGUUUCUCUCACUCCAAGAACUAUUUAAAAUAGUAGGUUCUUAUAAUUAUUCAUUGUCUACCCAGGCAAUUCUCUGCAGAUGUUUUUGCUUUCUAUUAAAGAGGAUAUAUCAAAUGGGUUACUUUUGUAUGGUUUUAGCUGUUCUUUUUUGUGCUGACAGUUUUUCAUACUGUAUUCAGAAUAAAUUAAAAAACGAACAAAAUCUUA
Messenger RNA from Colossoma macropomum (tambaqui), 5450 nucleotides. RefSeq names its product phosphatidylinositol-4-phosphate 5-kinase, type I, alpha, a (gene pip5k1aa). Gene Ontology annotation, molecular function: phosphatidylinositol kinase activity. NCBI's taxonomy places the organism in Eukaryota, Metazoa, Chordata, Actinopteri, Characiformes, Serrasalmidae. The record is from RefSeq and is a predicted model, not a curated record. The transcript is spliced from 18 exons. Gene Ontology annotation, biological process: phosphatidylinositol metabolic process. Bases 269 to 2101 code for a protein of 610 amino acids.